UGUCGCGGUUGAAUGACGUCACAAAACGGCGGGGCUCACGUUUGUCCUAUUUAUCUUGGCGUUUGGUGGGUUUAAGAUCUCACCUUACUCUGUGAUUAAUGGCCAACGGGUACAAAGAAGUAUUAUAUAAACGUGGGACUGGACAGAGUGAUGAUUCUGAUAUUUGGGAUGACACAGCUCUCAUAAAAGCCUAUGAUAAAGCCGUGGCUUCUUUUAAGAAUGCCCUCCAAAAUGAUGAAAGUACAGACCCAUCCAAUGUUGACCAAUCUCUUUCUGGAACAAAAAGGAAAAACAACAAAAAAAAUAAAUGUAGGAAAAAAAGCAAUACAGUGGAAGGCAACCAGUGGAAAAUUGGUGACCGGUGCAGAGCUGUGUGGUCUGGAGAUGGAAAUGCAUAUCCAGCAACAAUUGCCUCUUUAGAUGAAAAGAAGGGAACAUGUGUUGUUGUUUAUACUUCAUACGGCAAUGAGGAGGAGCAGAACCUUAAAGACCUUUUGUCUGAUAACUCUGAAACAGAACUGGAUAAUACAAACCAUGAACAGGAAGUAAACAUGCAGUAUUCUACAGACGAGAGUGACCAAUCUCCCACAGCUAUACCAGUUAGAGAACAGCAGAAACCAAAGAUGAAAUUUAAGUAUCCUGUAGGUCCUCCAUAUUGGAUGCAUGGCUUUCCACCACCAACAAUGCCAGGUGUAGGAAUGGCCGACUCAAGAAAUAUUGAUCCUUCACAUUCUUUUCCCAGCUGGCCUCCACAUAUUCCACUGGGACCACCACUUAUUCCGCCCCCGCCUCCAAUGAACCCAGAUAUAGAAGAUGAUGAUGAAGCCCUAAGCAGCAUGUUAAUUGCCUGGUAUAUGAGUGGGUACCACACUGGCUAUUAUCUAGGAUUGAAACAAGCAAGAAUGGAAGCUGCUUUAGGAAACCGGUCUCGACAUAAAUAAAGACAAAUACUGGAGAAAUAAGUGGAGCUCUCUCCCAGGGAGAGAUGUGACUUGGAUUGUUUUCUACCUGUAUCUCGCGCUCUCUCUCUCUGUUCUUCCAAGGAUGGAACAACAUCUUGGUUGAAAUGUUUGGUCACCUACUUCACUUGUUGCACUAUAUUUUUUGUUAGACUCGUACUUUGUAAAUAAAAACAAAUAAAUCACA
Polypterus senegalus (gray bichir) is the source of this 1146-nucleotide messenger RNA. It is a transcript of the gene smn1, whose product is annotated as survival of motor neuron 1, telomeric. Gene Ontology annotation, biological process: mRNA processing. NCBI's taxonomy places the organism in Eukaryota, Metazoa, Chordata, Cladistia, Polypteriformes, Polypteridae. Gene Ontology annotation, cellular component: cytoplasm; nucleus. Gene Ontology annotation, molecular function: RNA binding. The transcript has 9 exons. The record is from RefSeq and is a predicted model, not a curated record. Bases 99 to 941 code for a protein of 280 amino acids.